UGUAAUAUAUAUAUUCGUACAUCAAACUAAACUUCCGCGAUCUAAAGUCUAAACCACGUUCGUGUUGUCCUUUUGGAUUCAGAGUAAUGAUGACGGCAGUUAGCAAAGGCGAUGGCGAAAACAACGGCGUUUCUUACCAGUCACCGACGGAGGAAACGCUAACACAAAUCUCUUCCUCAUCCACAACUCCAGACAAUUCAAUUGACGCGCCGUCACUUCCGUUCGAUCUUGUUACAGAAAUUCUAUGUUGGAUCCCUGUGAAAUUCCUCCUCCAAUUCUGUUGCGUCUGCAAGUCAUGGAAUUAUCUCAUCUCUCAUGAUUCCGAAUUUCAAAAGAAGCACUUUCGCUUGUCAACCACAAUUCACGACCGCCUCCACCUCAUCCUAACUCCUAGACCCUCCGCCUCACGUGAGUUCCUUCUAUCUGAUAUUUUAAUCUCUUCUAUUUUCAACAACAACCUUUCCACUAUUACUGCUACGCCCCUAAACUACCCUCUGACUCCUAAUAGAGGACGCAGUUUUGGGGGAGUUUCCUACCGUCACGGCAUCUUCUGUUUUGGGAUUGAUGAAUCGUCAGCUCUUUUAUUUAACCCUUCCAUUAGAAAGUUUAAGUUAUUGCCUCCUUUGGAAAACCCACCACUAAAUCACUAUUUACAAACCAAUUAUACCCUAGUGUAUCAUCGUUUCACCGAUAACUAUAAGAUUGUCGCUGUUUCUUUGGAUAUUAAUAGACAAAUUAACAUUAAUACCCAUACUUUCGGUACUAAUUAUUGGACAAAGAUCCAAAACAUCCCGUAUUGUUGCCGCUUACGUGGAGUGGGAAUAUCUGUGAGUGACACCGUUAAUUGGUUGGUAUAUGAUGUUUCUGGUUCUAGUAGUUCUUUAUGGGUCAUUCUGUCGCUUGAUUUGGAGGAGUAUUCCUAUAGAAAGUUUUUGCAACCUCUCUCUAACGAGCGAUCCGACUCUAAGAUGGUCUUCCAAGAGUUGAAGGGUUGCUUGUGCAUCCUCUCUAACGAUGCCAACCAUUCUGAUGUUUGGAUUAUGAAAGAACAUGGAAAUGAGCAAUCUUGGACUAAAUUAUUAAGUGUUCCGUACAUGGCAGAUGAUAGGUCUUUUUUGUAUAGCAGUACAAUAUAUGUUUCGGAAGAUGACCAAGUGUUGAUGAGGCUUUUGAAGUUGAGGAAGUUUGGUUUUAUCAUCUAUGAUUUUAAAAAUAAUACUUUUAAGAUUCCUAAAAUUCAAAACAUCAAUGAUCAGAUGAGACCAACUAUCUAUGUUGAGAGUUUGAUAUCACUUUUUUCUCAAUAUUAAGAUGUAGUUGUUGUGCUAAGUUAUCUUUAGCUAGACCCAACUCCAAUGUAUAUGUUAAUUUAUGAUGAUCUUGUUAUUUAUAUUUAUUUUAUCCUUGUAUUGUAUACUGGUGAUUUCAUGGAUAUUAUUGAUGUAUGGGUCAACUUGAGAAAUUGCUAUGUUA
Trifolium pratense (red clover) is the source of this 1473-nucleotide messenger RNA. Its product is annotated as F-box/kelch-repeat protein At3g23880-like. NCBI's taxonomy places the organism in Eukaryota, Viridiplantae, Streptophyta, Magnoliopsida, Fabales, Fabaceae. The transcript has a single exon. The coding region runs from base 87 to 1310 and encodes 407 amino acids. Gene Ontology annotation, molecular function: protein binding. The record is from RefSeq and is a predicted model, not a curated record.